AGUUGGCUCACAAUAAAUGCUCAACAUAGCAAAAUAGGCAAACUUUGCUUCCUAUGCAAAAUAGUAUAUAGUGGAGCCUGAACUGAAGGAGAGAGCAUCACAUGCUUUUGCUGGAUCAGACAGAAGUUAUUAUAUAGAUUUCAAAGCUUGGGAGAUCAUGAGCAUGAGUUUGUUUGCAGUUAAGACAGAAGAUGGCCGAAAAGGUCAAGAUGGGCAGCCAUCAGUUGGUCCAGUGUACCGAAAUCCGCUGGCCAAGGAUGGUUUUCCACCUCUUGAUCCAGAGUUAAGUACAACUUGGGAUGUCUUCAGUGCAUCUGUUAAGAAGUAUCCUGGAAACAGAAUGUUGGGAUGGCGUGAAUUUAUUAAUGGAAAGUGGGGGCCGUAUGUCUGGAAAACAUAUGAAGAUGUCUACAAUGAGGUUUUGCAUGUAGGGGCUGCAUUGAGAGCAUCUGGAAUUGAACCUGGCUCUAGAGUUGGAAUUUAUGGUAUGAAUUGUCCUCAAUGGAUUGUGGCAAUGGAGGCUUGCAGUGCCCACUCUUUGAUUUGUGUGCCUCUGUACGACACACUUGGAUCCAGUGCUGUUGACUAUAUACUGGAUCACGCUGAGAUUGAUAUCGUUUUUGUACAAGAUAAGAAAUUGAAAGAACUGCUUAAACCUGAGUGCACACAUGCGAGACGCCUUAAGUCAAUUAUUUCUUUCUCUUCGUUGAUGGAAUCAGAAAAAGAUGGGGCACUAGCCAUCGGAAUAAAGCCAUACACAUGGAAAGACUUUCUUCUUAUGGGAAGGGAAUCUCCGGCAGCAAUUGUUCCUCCAAAACCAUUCAAUAUAUGUACAAUAAUGUACACUAGUGGCACUAGCGGAGAACCAAAAGGUGUUAUAUUGACUCAUGAAAACAUUUCAACAUACAUAAGAGGAAUUGAUAUCUUUCUGGAACAAUUUGAAGAUAAGAUGACAGUGGAUGAUGUCUAUAUAUCUUUCCUUCCCCUUGCUCACAUACUUGAUCGCAUGAUUGAAGAAUUCUUUUUCUAUAGAGGUGCUUCGGUUGGGUUCUAUCACGGGGAGAUUGAUGCAUUGAAAGACGAUUUGCUGGAGUUGAAGCCUACGUUCCUGGCUGCAGUACCUAGAGUCCUGGAAAGAAUGCAUGAAGGUAUCCUGAAAGUCGUGGAGGAUCUUAACCCAAGGAGGAGGAAGAUUUUCAGUAUUCUCUACAAAUACAAACUCAAGUGGAUGAAGUUAGGGUAUAAACAUAGAGAUGCAUCACCUGUGGCUGAUCUACUGGCCUUCAGAAAGGUGAGUGCUGGAUUAGGUGGUAGGCUUCGCCUAAUAGUAUCGGGAAGUGCUCCAUUAAGCAAUGAGAUUGAAGAAUUUAUGCGAGUUACUUCACGUGCCUUUGUAGUGCAAGGCUAUGGCUUAACAGAGACUUGUGGUUUAGCAAGUAUUGGUUAUCCAGAUGAGAUGUGCAUGAUCGGAACUGUUGGUUCAGCAUUUGUCUAUAGCGAGUUGCGUCUGGAGGAGGUUCCAGAUAUGGGUUACGAUCCACUUGCAGAUCCUCCCCGUGGGGAAGUAUGUGUGAGGGCAAGAUCAAAAUUUGCUGGUUACUACAAGAAUCAAGAAUUAACAAAUGAAAGCAUGAAAGAUGGAUGGUUUCACACAGGUGACAUAGGCGAAAUGCUACCAAAUGGAGUCAUAAAAAUAAUUGACAGGAAGAAGAACUUGAUUAAACUAUCUCAAGGAGAGUAUGUCGCAAUUGAACAUCUUGAAAAAGUUUACUGCAUCACUCCCAUUGUUGAAGAUAUAUGGGUAUAUGGAGACAGCUUCAAGUCAGCAGUAGUGGCUGUAGUCGUGCCACACAAAGGAAACACCGAGAGGUGGGCACAGCAGAAUGGGCACAAAGGUUCCUUCUCUCAACUAUGCUCCCUAAAGGACUUAACAGAGUCUGUUCUGCAAGAGCUUAAAUCCACAGCUGAAAGAAACAAGUUGAGAGGUUUUGAAUAUAUCAAAGGUGUACAUUUGGUGCCCGAGCCCUUUGAAGCGGAACAUGACCUGGUGACUCCAACUCUAAAGAAGAAAAGAGAUAAAAUGCUCAUAUGUUACAAGGUGCAAAUUGAUGAACUCUACCAAAAGCUUCAGAAAGGGAAGCACUGAGCAACUGACCAUCUUGUUGUCCCAAGUCAGUCCAGUAGUCACAGGAGUCAAUUUGGUAAUAAUCUUUGCUGGUGCUACUAGUUAUACUAAUUUUGUUGUAUAUUUUGAAUUCAAUGCAACUGAACAAACCUUCAGCUAGUUUGUAGUCCAGUGCUGCUGUAAUAUUAUCCGAAAAGUUUUCUCUUGUAAUAUAUACUAUGCAAUAUUUCAAAUUUUUAAUCACCGGCACAUUUCUAAUA
Daucus carota subsp. sativus is the source of this 2385-nucleotide messenger RNA. Its product is annotated as long chain acyl-CoA synthetase 1. The record is from RefSeq and is a predicted model, not a curated record. Gene Ontology annotation, molecular function: long-chain fatty acid-CoA ligase activity. Lineage: Eukaryota; Viridiplantae; Streptophyta; Magnoliopsida; Apiales; Apiaceae. The transcript is spliced from 20 exons. Gene Ontology annotation, cellular component: endoplasmic reticulum; membrane. Gene Ontology annotation, biological process: wax biosynthetic process; cutin biosynthetic process; fatty acid metabolic process. The coding region runs from base 158 to 2146 and encodes 662 amino acids.